GCGUUGGAAACUUGGAAUAGAGCUAGAGUAAAAGAAAGACCGCUCCGCCUUUAUUUUCAAUUAGCCUUUAUUUUCCAUUAAAUUUUUUUCUAUAAAUACCGAGAAACCGCUUCAUCUGAGUGAGUGAGUCACACCAUUUCUAUCUCCCGUCUUCGACUUUCCAGCUCUGCCUUUCUGUCGGAACAACUACCAAACCAGACCAUCACACCAAGAAGGAAGAAAGCAUAGCAACACAAAUUAUUGUUUGUUGUUGCUCUUGUUUUCUUUGAUUCUUUUGUUUUCGUUGUUGUAGUUGUUUUCAGAAUCAAAGAUUACUAGAAAUGGCAAAGGAUGUUGGAAUCCUCGCUAUCGACAUCUACUUCCCUCCUACUUUUGUUCAGCAGGAAGCUUUGGAGGCUCAUGAUGGAGCAAGCAAAGGAAAGUACACCAUUGGACUUGGACAAGAUUGCAUGGCAUUUUGCACAGAGGUGGAAGAUGUUAUCUCAAUGAGUUUGACAGUUGUUACUUCCCUCCUGGAGAAGUAUCAAAUUGAUCCAAAACAAAUUGGUCGUCUUGAAGUUGGAAGUGAAACUGUGAUAGACAAGAGCAAAUCCAUCAAGACCUUUCUGAUGCAAAUUUUUGAGAAAUGUGGAAAUACUGACAUUGAAGGUGUUGACUCAACUAAUGCAUGCUAUGGAGGAACUGCUGCCUUAUUUAACUGUGUAAACUGGGUUGAGAGUAGUUCAUGGGAUGGACGCUAUGGUCUUGUCGUGUGUACUGACAGUGCGGUCUAUGCAGAAGGACCUGCCAGGCCCACUGGAGGAGCAGCUGCUAUUGCCCUGCUAGUAGGACCUGAUGCUCCUAUUACUUUUGAAAGCAAAUAUAGGGGAAGUCAUAUGUCUCAUGCCUAUGAUUUCUACAAACCAAAUCUUGCCAGUGAAUAUCCGGUUGUUGAUGGGAAACUUUCUCAGACUUGCUACCUCAUGGCUCUUGAUUCUUGUUAUAAGUAUUUAUGCAGCAAGUAUGAGAGAAUUGAAGGCAAACAAUUUUCAAUGUCUGAUGCUGACUAUUUUGUGUUUCAUUCUCCAUAUAACAAGCUUGUACAAAAAAGCUUUGCUCGUUUGUUAUAUAAUGACUUCUUGAGGAAUGCCAGUUCUGUCGAUGAGGUUGCUAAAGAAAAGCUAGGACCGUUUUCAACUUUAUCUAGUGAUGAAAGCUACCAAAGCCGGGAUCUGGAAAAGGUAUCCCAACAAGUUGCAAAGCCCCUUUAUGAUGCAAAGGUUCAGCCAACCACUUUGAUACCAAAACAAAUUGGUAACACAUACACAGCAUCUCUAUAUUCAGCAUUGGCUUCCCUUAUUCACAGCAAACACACUAAACUGGCUGGAAAACGGGUGGUAUUGUUCUCAUAUGGUAGUGGUUUAACUGCUACAAUGUUCUCCUUAAAACUCAAUGAAGGCCAAAAUCCCUUCAGCUUGUCAAACAUAGCAACUGUGAUGAAUGUUGCUGCAAAGUUAAAGUCAAGGACUGAGUUUCCACCGGAGAAAUUUGUCAAAGUAUUGAAGGUAAACGAGCAUAGGUAUGGAGCCAAGGACUUUGUGACGAGCAAAGACAUUAGCCUUUUGGCUUCGGGAACAUAUUAUCUAACUGAAGUUGAUUCAAUGUACCGGAGGUUCUAUGCCCAGAAGGUUGCUGAAAAAAGCAGGUGCGAUAAUGGCUCACUUACAAAUGGUCAAUAGUAGUGAGGUAUUGUUGAACGUUGGCAUUAUUAAGUUUGUGAUGUUAAAGCAACUGUAGUUUGUUCAUCAGCUUUCGUUUUAAUAAAAUCUCUUCUACUACUAAA
Mangifera indica (mango) is the source of this 1822-nucleotide messenger RNA. RefSeq names its product hydroxymethylglutaryl-CoA synthase-like. The record is from RefSeq and is a predicted model, not a curated record. Bases 321 to 1718 code for a protein of 465 amino acids. Gene Ontology annotation, molecular function: hydroxymethylglutaryl-CoA synthase activity. Gene Ontology annotation, biological process: acetyl-CoA metabolic process. NCBI's taxonomy places the organism in Eukaryota, Viridiplantae, Streptophyta, Magnoliopsida, Sapindales, Anacardiaceae. The transcript has 12 exons.